UUGAUUCUCCCUCAUUGGUGACACGCGCGUUUCCUUAUUUGAUUUGAAAUGGCGUGGUUAUAUGAUGGAAGCCUUCACCUUGCUUACCCUAUUACAUUUCUUCAAAACAACACAAGGUCAUCCAUCACCCUGCACGAGGUAACUCUUAUUUCUUUGGCUUUUUAUGCUGAGGUAGUUAUCUAAAUGUUGAAGAAGGCGACAAAGAGAGGAAGAAGACACGGUGUGAGUGAAAAUGAAAUUGAAGAGAACAAUAGUGACAAGCUCAGCGAUUUGCCCGACUGCAUUCUCCUUUACAUUCUGUCAUUUUUAGCCGCCAAAUCUGCAGUUCAAACAUGCAUGCUAUCCACAAGAUGGAAGAAUCUUUGGAAACAACUUCCAGGCCUUAUUUUGCAUCCCCAAGACAACUUUUCCACUUACAAGAAGUUCACCAAAUUUUUGUCUAGGCUUUUGACUCUUCGUGAUGGUUCGGCCGCGCUGCACGAGCUCCGUUUCUGGCGCGGUCGUCCCAUCCAGACUCAACUCCUCAAAAGGAUGGUAAAAUAUGUUGUUUCACACAAUAUCCAGAAAUUACAUCUUUUCGUCUUGUGCGAUAUUCAAGACUUCCCGCGCUGCAUCUUUUCAUCUCAGACUUUGACAUCUCUUCAGCUCGGAGUUCACUCUAAAGGUUUUACUUCAGAGAAAAUGUCAUUGCCGAAAUCUCUUAAUUUGCCUGCAUUAACAGGCUUGUAUCUAGAGAAUUUCUCAUUUUCUGGAAAUGACAUUGACCGUCGCCGCGUAGAGCCCUUUUCGGCUCUUAUCAAGUUAAAUACUUUGAUGAUUCACAAUUGUACUCUCAGUGAUGAUGCAAAUAUCCUCUGCAUAUCAAGUAAGUCUCUAUGUCAUUUAACUGUGAUUGAAUAUUCUAUGGUUUUAUACCAAAUUGAGCUAUCUUCUCCAAGCCUUCGUGCCUUCGCCUUUGAGGGCAUUCCUAGUAUGCCACACAUUGGGAGCAAUCUUUCUUCCAUUGAACAAGUGAAUAUUAAUGCAGCAAUUUGGUCUGUUAACCAAGGAAUUUUUCAGUCAGAAAAGUGGGGAACUUUCCAUAGUGCUUCUUUUGCUAUAUUCAGCUGGCUGCUAAAACUUUCCAAUAUAAAAUCGUUGACAAUCACUACAAGUACUCUUCAGGUUCUCAGCUUAUUUCCUCUUUUAUCGGAGGUUAAGCCUCCUAUCUUGAAUACCUUGGAGUCAUUGAAAAUAAUACAGGUACAGUUUUCAUAUGGACUUCCCACAACAUUGAGAGGAGAAUCUGGACUUAUACCUAUACCUGAUGGAAUAGUAGACUUUUUGCUUCGAAAUUCACCAUCCGCAAAGGUUGACAUCAUACCACCGCGCUGAGGACCAUAUAUUGAAAGGAAGUUAUUGGUGCUUUGCGGAAAGAUUAUAUUUUGUGGUCUAUGAAGGUUGAUAAAAAGAAAGGAAGGAAGACAGAAAGAAUUCCUAGGCACUUAUUUGCUGUUAUGAUAUUUUUGAAUUUUGGAACUCAUUGUCAUAUAUUGAAGUUUAUAUAUUAGCUUUUGUUU
Molecule: messenger RNA, 1559 nt
Organism: Lotus japonicus
Lineage: Eukaryota; Viridiplantae; Streptophyta; Magnoliopsida; Fabales; Fabaceae
Product: F-box/FBD/LRR-repeat protein At1g78750-like
Exons: 2
Coding region: 184-1374 (396 amino acids)
Molecular function (GO): protein binding
Source: RefSeq, a predicted model, not a curated record